AUGGAGGACGCAGGCGGCGUUGACAAUGACACGCGAGGCUGGAUCAUGGCCUCGGUCAGCGGCAUAGCCUGUGUCGUUGGCGCGUCCAUUAUUUGCGUCGACUCUCUCGUUCGCCUCAUACCCAGCAAGCGCCAGUUCCGCAUCCAGGAGAGCAGCAUGUUUCUCGCAUGCUCGCUCAGCCUGAGCUUUGGCGUCAUGCUUUUCUCGGCAUUGUAUAGUAUGCUGCCGUCGUCCAUGCACUAUCUGAUUAAGGGGGAGUGGGACCGGCAGAUGGCCGGCUUCGUCAUGAUGGGCUCCUUCGUCAGCGGCUUCUUCGGCAUCCAGAUCAUCUCGCGCCUCUUGCACCAGUACAUGCCCUCGCAUGUUGUCGACUGCGACCACACCCAUCUUGACCACGUCGACGAGGACCACUCGAGUUCCCUUAGCCACCAGCAUUCGAGGACGAGUAGGAGUCGACAACGGUCCAUGCGCAGGGUAUCCUCGCACUCGGCUACUGCGCAUCCGCCUCACAUGGUCGAGGUCGGAAAUACUACCGUGACAGAGUCGACGCCGCUGCUAGCCACCGUUGAGACCGACCACAACGCACAGCCCGACGUCGUUGCCCACUCCCACGGCCCGUCAAAGGAUACACGCAGCCGAGCUGCCACCCAAAACAGACGGCCGUCGGUGCCUUCUCACGUCCAACACCGCGUCAUGUCCUUCGUCAAGGAUACCAAGCCUAAUUGCGACGAGUUUGGCCCAUGCUACGGCUAUUCGGAUCCAUGUGGGCAAGAGUGCUUCAAGCAUAUCACCACGCGCUCUGGUCUUUCUCGAAAUCCCACUCUCCUGCGCACCGCCACAGGAACCACCGGCUCUCUAACGAGUCUAGGGAUCUACCGUAUCAGCCGCGCCCAGUCCCGAGACUCGGCGCCGGGGCACUACGACGAUUGCGAUUCCCACACACACCUCGCCCACAGUGACGACGAUAGUGUCGCCGCCGGCGAGUGCUUGUCUCCAAUGCAAGACGACUUGGAGGCGCAACAUCACCAUCACGUACCUACCAAUGCGUUCCUCUCCAUUGGCCUGCAGACGGUCAUCGCCAUUGCGCUUCACAAGUUCCCCGAGGGCUUCAUCACGUACGCCACCAACCACGCCAGCCCAGCGCUCGGGUUUAACGUAUUCAUGGCCCUGUUUGUGCACAACAUCGCCGAGGGCUUCGCGCUGGCGCUGCCUCUUUACAUGGCCCUAGGCAGCCGCCUCAAGGCCCUGCUCUGGUCCACCCUGCUCGGCGGCUUCAGCCAGCCACUCGGCGCCGGAGCCGCCGCCCUGUGGUUCAAGCUCGCCAACCACUCGCACUUUGACAUCGACAACACGGCCUACGCCUGUCUCUUUGCCGUCACGGCGGGCAUCAUGACAAGCGUCGCCCUGCAGCUGUUUGUCGAGAGCCUGAGCUUAAACCAUAACAGGAAUUUGAGCAUCUUCUUUGGCUUUCUGGGCAUGACGAUUCUGGGCGUCAGCAAUGCGAUUGUAGCUGACUGA
Molecule: messenger RNA, 1518 nt
Organism: Lasiosphaeria miniovina
Lineage: Eukaryota; Fungi; Ascomycota; Sordariomycetes; Sordariales; Lasiosphaeriaceae
Product: Zinc/iron permease
Exons: 3
Coding region: 1-1518 (505 amino acids)
Biological process (GO): zinc ion transmembrane transport
Cellular component (GO): fungal-type vacuole membrane
Molecular function (GO): zinc ion transmembrane transporter activity
Source: RefSeq, a predicted model, not a curated record